Molecule: messenger RNA, 888 nt
Organism: Funneliformis mosseae
Lineage: Eukaryota; Fungi; Glomeromycota; Glomeromycetes; Glomerales; Glomeraceae
Source: the annotation of a GenBank genome assembly
AUGUCGUGUAAAAUCGUCUUAGCAAAAGAAAUUUCUGCAAGCUUUAGAGAGGAAUUAAAAGCCACAAUUAAAACUCGUGGGAUUAAACCCAAGCUUGUUGGAUUUCUUGCCAAUCAGGAUCCAUCUGCUGUAAAGUAUGCUGAAUCUACAUCGAAAACUUGUGAAGAAACUGGUGUAGUAUUUGAAUUAAGAAAAUGCAACAAAGAAGAAUUAGAAGAUCAAAUCGUUGAAGCUAAUGAAGAUGAUAAUAUACAUGGUAUAAUGGUCUAUUAUCCUGUAUUUGGAGAUCGUCAGGAUCAAUAUCUUCAAAAUGUUGUCAGUGCUUCAAAAGAUGUGGAAGGAUUAUGUCAUAAAUACAUAUAUAAUAUGUAUCAUAAUGUCCGGUUUCUUGACAAGGAAAAAACGAAGAAAUGUAUCAUCCCUUGUACACCAUUAGCCAUAGUUAAGGUGUUAGAAUUCAUUGGAGUUUAUAAUCCAGUUCUUCCAUAUGGAAAUCGAUUACAUGGACGUGUAAUCACUAUAAUUAAUCGUAGUGAAAUUGUUGGACGUCCUCUUGCAGCUUUAUUAGCAAAUGAUGGAGGAAAAGUAUUUUCCGUAGAUAUCAAUAACAUUCAAGAAUUUCAUCGUGGAACCGAUACAAAUGUAAAACUCGAAGAAAUUGUACCAAUUUCAGAUGUGGUAAUAACUGGUGUCCCAACGCCUUCUUAUAAACUUCCCACGACUUUAUUGCGUGAAGGGGUUAUAGUUAUAAAUUUUUCCGCAUUUAAAAAUUUCGAAGAUAACGUUAGAGAAAAAGCUAGCAUUUACGUUCCCGCUAUUGGUAAGGUUACCAUUGCAAUGUUGGAAAGGAAUUUAUUAAGAUUAUUUGAUUAUAAAUCUCAAAAUUAA